Coregonus sp. 'balchen' is the source of this 3267-nucleotide messenger RNA. NCBI's taxonomy places the organism in Eukaryota, Metazoa, Chordata, Actinopteri, Salmoniformes, Salmonidae. The record is from the annotation of a GenBank genome assembly.
CUGCAAUCAUCUAGUCAGGUCUGAUUCUGUUUCCGGUUUGUGCCUGCACGCCGAUUUUGCGAUCUACGUUUGUGUUUUCCAAACAAACCCGGCGGAUUUGAACGAGUAUUUUGUUGUCAUCAUGUCGACUGCCCUCGAGAGCUACAUCAACCGUAUCCUUUCAACUAAAUUCAUUCUGGAACAGUCACUGAAUGGGACUUUUGCUAAUGAAUCGCGUGAUUAUUGAUGCGUGGCCGUGGGUGCUUUGGCCUGCUCGAUUGAGCUUGGCUAACGUUAGCUAGCUAGCAAUAGCAUCACAUAUGGCUUUUUGGUAGAAUGACUUGUACCUGCGAGCUAGUUAGUUAAUAAAACGACGAUAAAAAAUCUUGAAAUUAUUUUGGAAGCAAACAUAGGUGCAUGUUCAUCCAAAUGUGAUAUUUAAGUAAUAAUGCCCGAGGAGGUGUGGAAUAUGGCCAAUAUACCACGGCUAUGGGCUGUUCUUAAACACGACGCAAUGCCGAGUGCCUGGAUACAGCCCUUAGCCGUGGUAUAUUGGCCAUAUACCACAAACCCCCGAGGUGCCUUAUUGCUAUUAUAAACUGUUUACAAACGUAAUUAGAACAGUACAAAUAAAUGUUUUGUUAUACCUGUGGUAUAUGGUCUGAUAUACCACGGCUUUCAGCCAAUCAGCAUUCAGGGCUUGAACCACCCAGUUUAUAAGAGCAAGCUAACUAUGGAUUUGUCGCGCAUGGGCGGCAGUUAGACAGUAUUGCUGCAUGCGCAGCUUCUCAUGAAAUAGCAGCCUGGUGUCGAUCAGACCGGUAGCGUCAUUGCAUCAAUACUACAUCAAUUCUGCAGUCAAACUUUUUUCAUUUUCAUGCAGAGUGACACAUCUCCUUCGCAUAGAGUUGAUCAGGCUGUUGAUUGUAGCCUGUGGAAUGUUGUCCCACUCCUCUUUUUUUAUUUUUAUUUGAUUUUCUUUAGUCAUUUUAGCAGACGCUCUUAUCCAGAGCGACUUACAGUUAGUGAGUGCAUACAUUUUUCAUAUUUCAAUGGCUGUGCGAAGUUGCUAGAAAUUGGCGGGAACUGGAACACUCUCUCGUACACGUCUAUCCAGAGCAUCCCAAACAUGCUCAAUAGGUGACAUGUCUGAGUUUGCAGGCCAUUUUCAGCUUCCAGGAAUUGUGUACAGAUCCUUGCAACAUGGGGCCGUGCUUUAUCAUGCUGAAACAUGAGUUGAUGGUGAUGGUGGCAGAUGAAUGGCACGACAAUGGGCCUCAGGAUUUCGUCACGGUAACUCGGUGCAUUCAAAUUUCCAUUGAUAAAAUGCAAUAGUGUUCGUUGUCCGUAGCUUAUGCCUGCCCAUACCAUAACCCCACUGCCACCAUGGGACACUCUGACAUCAGCAAACCACUCGCCCACACGACGCCAUACACGUGGUCUGCGGUUAUGAGGCCAGUUGGACGUACUGCCAAAUUCUCUAAAACGACGUUGGAGGUGGCUUAUGGUAGAGAGAUGAACAUUCAAUUAUCUGGCAACAGCUCUGGUGGACAUUCCUGCAGUCAGCAUGCCAAUUGCACGCUCCCUCAAAACUUGAGACAUCUGUGGCAUUGUUGUGUGACAACUGCACAUUUUGGUGGCCUUUUAUUGUCCCCAGCACAAGGUGCACCUAUGUAAUGAUCAUGCUGUUUAAUCAGCUUCUUGAUAUGCCACACCUGUAAGGUGGAUGGUAUAUCUUGGCAAAGGAGAAAUGCUCACUAACAGGGUUGUAAAGAAAUUUGUGCAAAACAUUUUAGAGAAAUAAGCUUUUUGUGCGUAUGGAAAGUUUCUGGGAUCUUUUAUUUCAGCUCAUAAAAUAUGGGACCAACACUUAACAUGUUGCGUUUAUGUUUUUGUUCAGUGUAUGUACCACACAGAAUGCACUACAACUGCCUCUGCAACGCAAUGUUGCAAGGCAAGUGCAGCGUUCCAUUGGAAAUGAAUGUACCAAAACGCAUUGAAGCUGUUGGUCUGAUCGAGGUGAUAGACUAGACGUAAUAUAUAGUAAACGUAAAUCCGGGACACUCAAAUUAGUAUGAUAUGUCACGUUUGGUUACAUAAGACAGAACGUUACUUAAGUAAAAAACGAAAGUAGGGUGGUUGGUCGGGCGUAUAACGCCAACGUCUAGCAACCCAAAAGUUGCGUGUUCGAAUCUCAUCACGGACAACUUAAGCAUUCAAGUUGGCAACUUUGCAACUACUUAGCAUGUUAGCUAACCUUAACCCUUUAACCUUAACCCCUAGCUUAGCUAACGUUAGCCACAACAAAUUGGAAUUAGUAACAUAUCAUACGUAUUGUAAUUCGUAACAUAUACAAAAUGGAUGAUGGACAUCCACAAAUGAAUACAUACCAUACGAAAUGUAACAUAUAUACGAAUUGGAGUGUCACAGAUUUACGUUUACUAUGUUACGUCUACCCCUGAGCCCAGGUUGGAAAUAGUGUUCCAAAUGUUUUCCUUAGCUGUUGUGUUUCAGGUACAGUGGCCAUAGUUACAUCAGAUGGACGGAUGAUAGUGGUAUGUCUCUAGCUACUUCACUGCUAUACUCGGCUCCAGAUCUGUGUGUCUGUAUGUGUCCGAAGGGUUUUGACUGGACCAUAAACCUGAUUGUGUGUGUGUGUACUGUUUUGAUUGGACCAUUAAUCUGAUUGUGUGUGUGUGUGUGUGUGUGUGUGUGUGUUUGCAGGGUACCCUGAAGGGCUUUGACCAGACCAUCAACCUGAUUCUGGAUGAGAGUCAUGAGCGUGUGUUCAGUUCCUCUCAGGGCGUGGAGCAGGUGGUCCUGGGACUAUACAUCGUCAGAGGAGACAACGUGUAAGUAUCCUAUCGACCCCUGGUUGAACUUUCACCCAAACGACCCCUUAUGACCUCUUCCCCUCACUGUAACCCAGUUCGAUUCUCUUCCCCGCUUCCCCAAGUGUGCGCUCGUUCAUUCCCCAUCAAGGACUUGGAUUGGUAAAGAGACUGAGUGUCGACAUUUCUGAAACCGUGAGGGGAAUGAACACUUUAAGUGGACACUUUGGAUAGGAGGGGGAGAAUCAGACUUCAACACACAGUAGGACACCCAGGCCCAACUGCUCUCCUCUGUUUUGCAGAGCUGUGAUUGGGGAGAUUGACGAGGACACAGAUUCUUCGCUGGACCUUGGGAACAUCCGUGCUGAACCUCUUAACUCUAUAGUCCACUGACCUCUCAACUCUGUGGUUUACUGACCCCUACACCUGAGGGAUUGUGUGUGUGUGUGUGUGUGUG